UGUUUUAUUCUUCUCUCAUUUUCCAUGCGCAGGAAGGCAACUUGGACUUUUAUCAGGCUAUGUGCCCGCAGCAGCAACCAUUAAGCUUUCCUCUGCUGUUCAUUUGAAGGAGAGAGAGAGAGAGAGAGUGAGAGAGAGAGAGAUGGGGGUGAAGUCAUCGUUGGUGGGAGUAGCACCAUUUGCAGCCAUGGUGGCGGUUGGGUUCCUGGAUGUGGGCAUGACUACGCUCAGCAAAGCAGCCAUGUCCAGAGGAAUGAGCCACUUUGUGUUUGUUGUCUAUUCUAACGCUCUUGCCACUCUCAUCCUCCUCCCUUCCUCUUUCAUCUUUCUAAGGCCGCCUCCCCCCACCUUCUCUCUCCUCUGUAAAUUCUUCCUCCUCAGCCUUGUUGGGAUUACUAUAAUGCAGAACUGUGUUUUCACUGGUGUUAGCUACAGUUCUCCCACCCUAGGAUCCGCUAUCGGCAACUUGGUUCCAGCUUUCACUUUCUUGCUAGUUGUUAUUUUCAGGAUAGAGAAGUUAGAUUUGAAAAGCUCAAGAUGCCAGAUCAAAAUUCUGGGCACCCUGGUGUUGAUCUCAGGGGCAAUGAUUAUAACGCUUUACAAGGGCCCUCCAGUUUUUGCACUGGCAAUAAGAUCUCCAUCAACCUCAUCUAAUAACCCGCCCACCCGACAGCCAUCUUCCUCCAAUGUGUUGGGAACUGCAAAUAAUUGGGUUGUUGGAGGCCUUUUCUUUGCAACUGCCAGUUUAUGUCUUUCAAUAUGGAACGCGUUUCAGGCAUCAAUUCUCAAAGUGUACACAUCAGAGGUGACCAUAGUUGGGUUCUUUUGUUUGUUUGGGACCAUUCAAUCUGCAGCACUUUCUUUAAUUGCAGAGAGAAACCUGAAUUCUUGGAAACUAAGGCCUGAUGUUGAGCUCAUCUCUGUCUUGUACUCUGGUGUUUUUGGAAGUGUGACAUCAUUUUGUGUACAAACAUGGUGUAUACAUAAGAAGGGACCUGUGUUUGUGGCAAUGUUCCAGCCCUUGGGAGUUGCUAUAGCUGCCUUAAUGGGUGUCAUUUUCCUUGGUGACACACUCUACAUUGGAAGUGUUAUUGGAACAAUUAUAAUCUCUGCUGGCUUUUAUGGAGUUACAUGGGCUCAAGCUGAAGAAGAGGAAAAGGGUGAGUUCAAGGAAGAUCAGCUGUUUUUGUCCUCGCAGAAGACCCCUCUGUUGCAUAGCCAGGAGGAGGAGAUUCAGAAGGCAGUGUAGACUCUUGUACCCAUAUAAUGUGAAUCAUCAUCACACUGUUACCAAAACCUGUACAAAAUUUAUUUAUGUGCCCAGGAAGGCCUGCAAUAGAUCUCUGUUGCAGACAAAAAUGGCCAAUUCCCGUUUUUGCCAGAUUGCCAGUGGUACUAGGGGAAAAGAAACCAUGUAGACCUUAUUCACUGCCUGCACCCCUAUUUUGAUGUGUAUGAUAAAGAGUAUUAAUGCCAUGUUCACAAGCCUUCUUCACUGCCUGCAA
Malania oleifera is the source of this 1505-nucleotide messenger RNA. RefSeq names its product WAT1-related protein At5g40240-like. Lineage: Eukaryota; Viridiplantae; Streptophyta; Magnoliopsida; Santalales; Ximeniaceae. The transcript is spliced from 6 exons. The coding region runs from base 143 to 1249 and encodes 368 amino acids. Gene Ontology annotation, molecular function: transmembrane transporter activity. Gene Ontology annotation, cellular component: plasma membrane. The record is from RefSeq and is a predicted model, not a curated record.